Penicillium digitatum Pd1 is the source of this 3207-nucleotide messenger RNA. Its product is annotated as WD repeat-containing protein. Gene Ontology annotation, molecular function: protein binding. The record is from RefSeq and is a predicted model, not a curated record. Gene Ontology annotation, cellular component: Cul4-RING E3 ubiquitin ligase complex; cytoplasm. Lineage: Eukaryota; Fungi; Ascomycota; Eurotiomycetes; Eurotiales; Aspergillaceae.
AUGAAAAACUCGCUCUACGAUCGCCUUUGGCGCCGUGAAUGCGGGGAGCAAGUGCGGCGUGCUGGGCUUCGGGGAAUUUACGGCUCCAAGGAGUGGGUCAAUGAACUCGACAUUGUGAAUGAACUAGGUGGGCAUACUGGAUGUGUCAAUGCCCUCAGUUGGUCGAGGUCGGGUCGUCUUCUGGCGUCAGGCUCUGAUGACAGGCACCUCAAUAUCUACUCCUACCAACCCGACUCUUCCAAUGCUCCAUUCGCGCUCAACACCACCGUCUUCACCGGCCACAAAGCCAACAUCUUCUCCGUCAAGUUCAUGCCACACUCGAAUGAUGGGACUCUGGUUACGUGUGCCGGCGACUCACAGGUUCGUGUCUUCGACAUCGAAUACUCAACCGGAAGCAGAAAUGAGGCUGCAACCUCUGAAUUUGCGGCCUCCACUCGGAGCCGACGCUUCAAUGAGUUCUUCAGUAGUACACGGCAUCUGAGUGACGGCAAUACCAACGCUAGAUUGUAUCGAAGCCACACUGAUAGCGUAAAGCGCAUCGUCACCGAAUCUUCCCCGUUCCUUUUUCUCACUUGCUCUGAGGAUGGUGACGUCCGCCAGUGGGAUCUGCGUCUACCAUCUAGUGCAUACCCUCCGUCACGGGGUGGCCAGGGCUUGAUGGCAUACCGACAAGGGUUAGAAAGUGAUGACUCCAAUGUUCCACCUCCCCUUAUAUCCUACAAGCCAUACCGCCUGGACCUGAACACCAUUUCCUGCUCAUCAAGUCAGCCGCAUUACAUUGCCUUGGGUGGUGCGCACCUAUACUGCUUUUUGCAUGACAGACGGAUGCUUGGGCAGGACACCUCUGUUGCAAGACGUAGGGCUACAUCAAGCGCUACCAGUCGCAAUGAUGAUGAGGAGAUGAGUAAGGCGACGCGAUGCGUGCGAAGAUUCGCACCGGGUGGCAAGCACCAUGCGAGACAUGUUGAUGAUGAUGAUGGACACAUCACUGCUUGCAAAAUCAGUGACGCUAACCCCAAUGAAAUGGUUGUUAGCUGGUCUGGAGAUCAUAUCUACAGUUUUGAUUUAGUUCGCAGUCCAGAUGCCCGGGAGACACAGACGGGGAAUUCGUCGACUUUCAAGGGCAAGAAUAGACAGGCUCGGCGCAGUUCACGGAGCCGGAAGCGCAAGAAGCCCGCCACGCCUUCGUCGCAGGAAAGCGGUGGGCGACAUCAGUCCCAUCGUCGUCCAGCAGACCCAGAUUCUUACAGGAUCCAGUAUGAGAAUGGCGAAGCAGAAAAUGUUACAUUCCCCCCAUUCUCAGAUAGUGUCCUAGAUACCAACCCCGAAAAUUUGCUCGAACAGGCUCGGUAUUCUGUGCUGAAUGAUGCCCAGCGAUUGAGUAUGCAGAUCGCGAAAGGGUUAGUAAAACUCCGAAAGACCUUGUUUUCAGAAACAACAGUCCGGGAGGCCGCAGGGUCUGAAGAUGUGGGACCCGAAUCGUACUCAAGGUCUUUUUCAUCCACGUUGGAAAUUGCGUCUACGUUUCUCCCACAGAUGGGCGAGGUCAUGCGCGAAUGGAGCUAUCCUAUGAAUCCAUCACAGCAGACUGUUAAUUUCCAGCAAACACUUCGCCGUAAUCGCCAAUCGGCGUGGAGAUUUGUCCAAGCUGCCGGCACACUUGCUCAUGCGUUGGCAGAUCAAACACAAGUUCCAGAAGAGUCAAGCUUCCAGAUGAUCAUGCCUGCGCCGGGCGAAGAUAACCCCAUCGACCCAGUAGCUCGUUUUGGCUAUGACUUCCUCCGAGCAAUUCUUCUCUGGCUACAGGGAGGCAGGCAGCGUCUUCUAGAGGGGUUCCAACGCUGCAAUGCUCCUCGAAGACUACAGGGCCGAUUCCCAAUCCCAGAUGAAUCCGCAGAGGAUGCUAUUGAAACCAUUUUGAUACCCUAUAUUAUGGAACUGGCGCGUGACACUCCGAUCGUGAAUGUGGAUGCUUCCAGAUUCGAGCAUGAUAGUACGCGCAUACUAUUCCCAACCCAGCGGGCUGCUGUGACUGCUUUUGGGAAUGCUGUUAGACUGCCCUUGGAGGACCUCGGGGACUCAGCCACUCGGUUCGACGAGCGCCGUGUUUCUAAUUCUGCUUCGCAAAUCCGCUCUCUCAACCGCGCCUCUGCAAAGAGGUUCUGGAUUUUGCGCGUAGGUAGAGGAAUUUUGAUGGAGGCAGGUAAUGAAGUAAACUACAGAUUUGUCAACAGUGCCUUCGGUGGACUUCACACCACAUUGGACGAUUCUGAGGGGGCUUCGAAUGAAGAGAGAAUCCAGGAUGAUAUCGAUUCCAACAUGGACGGAGAACGAACUCAACACAAUGAGCUCACCAGGGCCGGUGGUUCUGUUUCCAGGCAGAAUGAUCCUCGACCUGAAAGCCCCCAAGGCGAUGCAAACUAUUCAGCAAACACGGACGUAAAUACAAGCGAUGACGAUAGCGAUGGCAGCCGAGCAGAAGAGUCAAGCGACGAUGAAGAUCUUGAUGGCUGGCCUACGGUUCAAUCUUCGGAUGAAGACGGAGAGGGUUUUGAUUCUGACAGCAACAUGCCUCAGAGAUAUGCCAUCCGAAAGGCGCGACGUGAUGUCGAGCGACACGCUCCAUGUGUACCUCAUAUGCGAAGCUAUCGCGGUCAUUGCAACGUCAAGACCGUCAAGGAUGUCAACUAUUUCGGACUGGAUGAUGAGUACGUGGUCAGCGGUUGUGAUUCUGGUCAUAUAUUCAUCUGGAACCGCAAGACGGCAAAUCUGGUCAAUAUCCUAGAAGGUGACAGUGAAGUUGUCAACGUUGUUCAAGGCCACCCCCAUGAACCCAUGAUCGCCGCUUCGGGAAUCGAUAACACCAUCAAAAUCUUUUCGCCAGACCAGAACGCUCAAGAUGAUGCCCGCAAUGGUGUAAACAUUCUCGACCCUGAUAAUCCAUCCAACAAGCUUGGACAAAGCAUCUCCAACAUCGGCGGUCUCGAGAGCCGGAAGCGAGUUCAUGAAAGCUAUCGCAUCAUGAGCCAAAACGAUGUUGACCGUCGUGGUGGCGUGAGUGAGGCACACAUCACUCGGAGUAUGCUCGAGCGUCUUGCUGCUAACUUGAGGGGCCAACAUGGCGGCCUCGGGGUCGGAAUUGAAAAUAUUGCUGGGGAUGGUGAACAUCGGACUGUAGUGAUCGACGAUAAUUGCUCGGUUAUGUAA